AUGUUAAUCGCUUCCAAGAAUCGUUUUUUCUUCUUUUUUUUCUGUUUCUGUUUAUCUGAAUCCAUUUUCAUCAGAAAUCUUUUUUUCUUGUUAACUUUUUACUUAUUUCUUUUUCUUCUUUUCCUUCAAUCUAUGUCCUUUGAUUAUUUCCUCUCUUUCUUUUAUUUCCGUUUCGCUUUCUUUCUUUUUUCUUUCUUUCGUUCUUUCUUUCUUUCGUUCUUUCUUUCUUCCUUCCUGCCAUCCUUUUUACUUUCUUUCUUUCAUCCUUUUGUUUCUUUCUUCCUUGCUUUUUAUUUCUUUCUUUCUUUCUUCCAUCCUUUUUCUUUCUUUCAUCCUUUUGUUUCUUUCUUCCUUCCUUUUUCUUUCUUUCUUUCUUUCUUUCUUUAUUUAUUUAUUUAUUUCUUCCUACCAUCCUUUUUUCUUUCUUUCUCUCAUUUUUUUGUUUCUUUCUUCCUUGCUUUUUCUUUCUUUCUUUCUUUCUUUCUUUCUUUCUUUCUUUCUUUAUUUAUUUAUUUAUUUCUUCCAUCCUUUUUUCUUUCUUUCUUUCAUCCUUUUGUUUCUUUCUUCCUUCCUUUUUCUUUCAUUCUUUCUUUCUUCCUUCCACCCUUUUUUUAUUUCUUCCUUUCUUUCUUUCUUUCUUUCUUUCUUUUUUCUUUCGUUCUUUCUUUCUUUCUUUCUUUUCAUUGGUUUCUCUAUCUUCUUUUCUAUCUGAUUAUUAAUUUGUUUUUCUUUUCUUUUUUCAUUCUCCACCUUCUCUCUCUCUCUCUCUCUCUCUCUCUCUCUCUCUCUCUCUCUCUCUCUCUCUCUCUGGAUCUUAUUUCAUUUACCAAAUCGCUGUUCAUUCUUUCUAGCCUAAGUAACAUCAAUUCUUGUCAUUUUUCUUUCUUUCUUUCUUUCUUUCUUCUCCAAGUCCCUCUUUCCUUCACUUAA
Messenger RNA from Acanthosepion pharaonis, 930 nucleotides. NCBI's taxonomy places the organism in Eukaryota, Metazoa, Mollusca, Cephalopoda, Sepiida, Sepiidae. The record is from the annotation of a GenBank genome assembly.